CAUCUGAAUAAAGAACCACAAAUUUCAACAUGCAUUGUGCGGUCGUGAGCCCUUCUUCUUAUUAGUUCCUCUCCGCCGUACAUAUUUCUCCAUGUCUCCAAAUUCUAGCAAAAUAGUAGUGUUAUUGGGCGCGUCAACAUCGUUACUAAGUAUACUAAGUAUAAUACAAUAUGCAACAAACACUAUAGCACUAUAUCAACACGGAAAUCCAAACUAAGUAGCCGACAAUCGGUCAACUAUAAGGAUGAGAGGUUCAUUUACCGUUCAGUGAGAAACUCUAUCUCUAUAGAGGAAAGAUAAGGAGAAAGAGAGAGAGAAAGGGAUUGGACGCGCCGAUUCGACAACGACAGUCUCGAUUCCGGCCUCCAGAAACCCUUAAACGAGGAGAUAUAUUUAGAAUCGGUCAUCAUGAGUAUCGCACCUCUCCCCGGAAUUCAACCCAUCAUUAUGUCGCGGCCACAAAUCGGCAUCGAGCGAUUACCAAGUCGUCGUAUGGGCAACGAGCCACGAGAAGCAAUGAAUUGCAAGUCAUGUCGGAAGCGGAAAAUUAAAUGCAAUCGAAUGCGUCCAUCCUGCGAAGCUUGUCAAGUCUUCCAAUGCCCAUGUAUCUACGACGCUAUACCAAAAAAACGAGGCCCCAAGACAGAUGUAUUGGAGGCAUUGCUAAAGAGGGUGGAUGGCUUAGAAGCUCAGCUCAAAGAUCAUAGAAAGGCCGAUGCUUCACCAACCACUGAAAAUCUUCCGCAUGUUAGUACGGAAGAAACGUCUCCUAGUGCCAGACUGGCAGCAGACGAUUCAGAUUCUGGGCCAAAAUCAAAGCGUCCAACUCUAGACAUUUCUCGAGCAACGGAGAUAGCUUCUGAAUCUGCUAUAUACUCACCUUCGAUUUCCAGCGAGCCCUCCCCUGGCGUACAGAUAGAUACGCUCCUUGACACGUACUUUUCUCGGUUCCAUGCGAAACCCUACCAUAUCCUUGAUGAAUCGUCGGUGAGACAACGGCUACAACUCAACCAAUUGCCUAGUUACUUAAUAUAUGCCAUAUAUUCCGUCGCUGCUAGAUACACAACGCACCCUGGUGGAUGUCAGUCCGCUGCUAAGUUGAGUGAGGAGUAUGCGUUACGAUCAAGGGGUGGGAUUGAUGCAGACGAGCCAUCCAUCGAUGCUCUUCAAGCUCUCCUUCUCCUCGUCACCGCGUUUACGGCAGCAGGCAAGGGUAAAAAGGCAUAUAUGCUCCUAACAAUUGCCAUUGGAAUGGCCAUGGCCCUUGAGUUACACCGGGAGGUAAAUCUACAAGCUAGGAUAACAGCCGUGGAACGUGAAAUGAGAAGACGCUUGUUUUGGACUUGUUAUCUUCUCGAUAGAUUCAUGACAUGUGGAUCAAAACGCUCCUGUCUUAUCAGCGACAGGACUAUUCUUCUACGCCUUCCGUGCUGGUCUCCGAAUCCAUCCAGUUUACCUGUCGAAGGAGACUUUUUUCAGAACGGAUCGAACCUUCAACACCUACAAGGUAACAGCAGGAAGUCUCAGGGGAGCAGCGGAAUGCUCAUCGACAUCAGCCGUAUUCUGGGAAUUACAAAUAGAUAUCUUGCAGCGGGAGGUGUAAAAGGCGAUUCUCACUUCCCCUGGCACGCCCUUUCUGAACUUUCCAAAAUCAGGCAAGAUCUCGAUAUAUGGGCCUCGGGGACUGCCGACGUCUUCUCGAGUGUAGAUACCCUAUUCGGGCAACCUGAUUCGACUGUUCUUGUUCUCGGCAAACUCGUCUACCACCUAAUUCAUUGUCUUAUUUACAGACCCUUCCUCCCAAUUGACCUUGCGGAAUUGGCUGGGACGGGCCAACAUCAAUCUUGGCAAAUAGAAGCCACUAACAUAUGUUUCUUGCAUGCCAAUGCGAUUGCUGAGUUGGUCGAGCUCGGCAGACAGAUGCCAUCCAUCGAAUGGCCCGCUUUUGUUGGCUAUUGUAUCUGCACCGCAGGUACAGUUCAUAUACAUGGGACACAUUACAGCAAGAACGGAGGGGGAGAAUCUAUGAGUGUUCUAUCAUCAUCGUCGGAGUUCCUAUCCCGAGAACUGCAGCAACUAAGCGAGCUGAGUUAUACUUGGGCGAGUGUGCAACACCAACGCGACGCCUUGCAAAGCAUAUACAGUGCCCACGCCGAACUAGUCAAGGGUCUUGCUAACAGUUCAAUGCGCUAUUCACCGGCUUUCAAUCUCGAAGACUUCUUUGACCGCUACUCGAAUAUUAGCAGGCCAGGAGGUCGUCCGUUUACGUUCGACGCUACCAAUCUUAGCCUUUCGGAUAUCGCUACUAAUUUCGCCACGGAUACCUACUCAGGACCUGAUUUGUAUUCGCCGCCUAUCAAUACUGAUUUCGAACGGCCAAAUCUAAAGCGAAAGAAUACUGCUCUUAGCCAAAGACGACCCGACAUAAGUUUAACCUCAGUUAACGUAGCUAACAACAGACCCCUAACUCCUGGACUGCCUACCCCUGGAGCCCAUCCCCGGCACUUCUCUUUCUCUGCAGCCCCCCAUACAUCAUCUAUGAUUCACACGUCCAGCUCAUUGCUUCCCUACACAGAUAGUCCAUCCAGUAGUACUACCCUAUCAGUGCAACAACGACGCGAAACGGUCAGUAAUAAUCAGGCUGCUAGCGCUGCCGCCACCGGAGCUACAGGAGCUGGGUUCAAUCCAGCAUCCUACCAGCCGACCCAGUCGCAAAUAGAAGCCAUGUCGACGGUCCCCUUCUCCCCCUCGUAUCAAUACGCGACUCCCAGCCCGAGUGGCGACAACGAAAGCAACUUCGGCAUCGCUAGCUACGACCCGAUGUUCGGAACCGUACCAACCAACACCUUCUCCUCCCCCACGCCCUGGCACGGCGAAGAAGACCCCCGCAAGCCGCCGUUGCACCUAGCCGCCGUCCCGAGCCCAGGAGCGGGCAGCCAUAACGGCAGCCCGACUACUGCUCCUGGGGAGGACAAAGACCCGUUCUUGAGCUUGCUGGAACAGCUUGCGGAAAACGAGCAUGCUAUUGGGCAGGGCAAGGAGAUUGAUUUUUUCCUGGCGGGGGCGCAGGGGUGAGGCAAGCGAAUGCUUUAGGGCCCGUCUAUUUGCCAUGGUAUUGAUGUGGCGAGGCGAGGCUGGCUUAUAUGGCGGGGUUGGAGUUAAACCGGCAUUCGGACGAGCUCUGCGGUGGGGUGGAUUGGUGUUUAUUUACGACAGUGUACCAUAUGGUUGGUCCAAUAUUGAUUUAGUGGUACUUCAUCAGCGAGCGAGCGAUCUGGGAGAUGUCACGACUUUUUAUAUUUUAUUCAUGUUUGACAGGCAUCCUGUCUGUGUAAUUAGUUAUGUGAUAUGGGGUUCAGGAAGAUGUGUAACGAAGAAAAGAAAGUAUGUAUUUAUAGGCUCGGGAAAAUAGGGGGCGGCGUACAUAGUAUAUAUGAGCCGCGCUUUGGUUAGGUAGAGCGAUAGUUUGACGUGGGUGUGUAGUCCUUGGUGAUUGAUUUCUGAUGUAUAUAGCAGUGUGGUUCUAUUAUAUAUUAUGUUAGGUAGCUUAGAUGAAGUUGUACCCAAUGGUCAUGUCUUUGGUAGCACUUUAACAUCUAGGUACCUCAGGUAUGUAUAUAUCCAUAACUACCUAGACUACC
Molecule: messenger RNA, 3641 nt
Organism: Daldinia decipiens
Lineage: Eukaryota; Fungi; Ascomycota; Sordariomycetes; Xylariales; Hypoxylaceae
Product: fungal-specific transcription factor domain-containing protein
Exons: 5
Coding region: 409-3075 (888 amino acids)
Biological process (GO): DNA-templated transcription; regulation of DNA-templated transcription
Cellular component (GO): nucleus
Molecular function (GO): DNA-binding transcription factor activity, RNA polymerase II-specific; zinc ion binding; DNA binding
Source: RefSeq, a predicted model, not a curated record